AUGGCCAAGUCACACCUUGUGGCUAUAGCCUACACCAUCAUCUUUCUGCUCUUCCAGGCAGUUGUUGGAUUGGAGGGCUCUAACCUCACCUUCCACCUCCUGGCAGGGGAUCCUGACUACGGCUGCACCGCCGACAAGCCAUGCAAGGUCGGAUGCUGUGGCUCCGUGGAUAAAACCACUGGCAAAGGGGUCUGUGGCCUUGGACCUGAUUUCUGUGGCAAAGGCUGCAUCUCGAACUGUGACCGCAAAAGCGAAUGUGAUCCCGGAUGGGGCACAGAUUGGUCUGAUUCUGCGAAAUGUCCUUUGAAUGUCUGUUGCAGCAAGUUUGGCUUCUGCGGUACCACGGCCGACUUCUGCGGAAGCGCUACAGUGACGUCUCCCGAGUGCCCUGGCGGAUCAAGCGCAAUGGCCAAGACCAUUGGAUACUACGAGGCGUGGAACCUGGAGCGACCUUGUGGAACUAUGACGCCCAUGAACAUUCCACUGGGCUACUACACCCACAUCAACUUCGCAUUUGCCCUCAUCAAUCCGAAGACUUUCCACAUUGCCCCCAUGACGGAGCAAACCGAUACUAUGUACAAGUCGGUCACCCAACUGAAGACCCGCCAGCGCGAUCUCAAGGUAUGGAUUGCUAUCGGGGGCUGGGCAAUGAACGACCCAGGUCCGACGCGGACUACCUUCUCGGACCUGGCUGCGUCCAUUGAACACCAAGAUAUCUUCUUCGAGUCUCUGGUUACUUUCCUCGUCAAUAACAAUUUUGACGGCGUGGAUCUUGACUGGGAGUACCCGGUGGCUGAUGACCGCGGGGGAAAGCCAGAGGACUACAAGAACAUGGUCACGCUGAUGAAGAGGCUCAGGGAGAGACUGAACCAGACCGGUCGUCACUAUGGUAUUUCGAUUACCUUGCCGGCUAGCUACUGGUACCUUCGGGGUUUCGACCUGACCAACAUCGAGCCGCAUAUAGACUGGUUCAACGUCAUGACCUACGACAUCCACGGACUGUGGGACAGAAAUGUGACAUCCAUUGGCUCCUACGCCCUAGCCCACACCAACUUGACCGAAAUCAACAUGGGCUUAGAGCUCCUCUGGCGCAAUAACGUCAAUCCGGCCCGCGUCGUCAUGGGUCUCGGUUUCUACGGCCGGUCAUACACCAUGGCCGAUUCAGGCUGCAUGGCAUCCGGAUGUCCGUUCAAGGACCCAGCUCGUCCAGGUCGCUGCACUGGCCAAGAGGGUAUUCUUGCCGGGUACGAAAUCAACGACAUCAUCAAGAAAGGCGGCAAGGUGACGUACGACAAGGAAGCUGCGGUGAAGAUAGUGACCUGGGACAACGACCAGUGGGUGAGCUGGGACGACGCCGAGUCACUCAAGGUAAAGUUGGACUUUGCCAAUAAGCGCUGUCUUGGCGGGACCAUGGUUUGGGCGGUUGACCUGGACGAUGGUACUUUGAUUGGUUCUCUGGGAGAGGCGAUGGGGAAGAAAAAGCAGGAUGUUCCGGAUGAUCUUCCUUCUUAUCCCUCGCAGGGAGAUCUUGGUACUAGUAUUGACAAGCCUGCGUGA
This is a messenger RNA of Aspergillus campestris IBT 28561, 1557 nucleotides long. Its product is annotated as chitinase. Lineage: Eukaryota; Fungi; Ascomycota; Eurotiomycetes; Eurotiales; Aspergillaceae. Gene Ontology annotation, molecular function: chitin binding; hydrolase activity, hydrolyzing O-glycosyl compounds. Bases 1 to 1557 code for a protein of 518 amino acids. The transcript is spliced from 5 exons. The record is from RefSeq and is a predicted model, not a curated record. Gene Ontology annotation, biological process: carbohydrate metabolic process.